AUCGUCCCCAGCAGUAUAUAUAUGCACACAAAUCUAGCCACAAAAACAUUUUAACACCCAUAACCAAAAUGAAGGAGCAGCUCUUCGGCAAAUGCCAUGGCAUCUUCUUCUUCAUCUUCCUCUUCCUCUCACAGGGGGCAGCCCAAUCGGUCCCCACCCCGGAAAACAACCCCACCAUGUACGCCCGCUUCACCCCUUCCAUGGCUGUCAUCAUUUCCAUCCUCGUCGCCGCGCUCUUCUUCGUGGGCUUCUUCGCCAUCUACAUCCGCCACUGCUUCGACUCCUCCUCCUCCGGUGGGGCCAGCGUCAGGCGCGGCGGCCUCUCCCUCCUCCGGGCACGCCGAGCCGCCGCCGCCCGCGGCCUGGAGGCGUCGGUGAUCGAGACGUUCCCGACCUUCUCCUACUCGGAGGUGAAGGACCACCAGAUCGGCAAGGGCGCCCUCGAGUGCGCCGUCUGCCUCAACGAGUUCGAGGACCACGAAACGCUGCGUUUGCUGCCCAAGUGCGACCACGUCUUCCACCCCGACUGCAUCGACGCCUGGCUCGCUUCCCACACCACCUGCCCGGUCUGCCGCGCCGAUCUCGUCCCGCAGACCGGUUCCGAACCGGUCCAACCGCCCGACGAUGCAGUCGUAAUAAGUGAACCGAGAGACAACGACCAGCAGAUUGUAAUCCAAGUGGACGAAGAAGAGCGAAACCCGAGCUUCGAGGUGCCAAACCGGAGGCCGAAAAUGGUCGGUUUGGGUAAGUUCCGGUCGCAUUCGACCGGGCACUCGCUGGUCCAACCGGGUGAGAAUCUGGAGCGGUUCACUCUGAGGUUACCCGAGGGAGUGAGGAAGGAGGUGAUGGACCGGGCGAAGCUGAACCGGUCUAGAAGUCUUGCGGUCGGACUAGAAAGGGAAGGUAGUUCGAGGAAAGGAUACCGGGCCGGGGGAGAAGAGGAAAGCAGCCGGGCCGGGAGGUUCAAUAGGCGACUUGAGCUACCCGGUCGAGGAGCGAAUGCGGACCGGUGGGCGUUUUUCACGAGAGGGAUAUCGUUCCGAUCGCCGAGGGUGGUGGCGGAUAGCGGCGAAGGAUCCACUUCGAAGAGGAGCGGCAGCAAGACGCCGGUGAAGAUGCCUUCAUUCAAGUGCUUGGAACCAAAGACCGACGGGGAUGACAAUCGACCAUUUUCUGAGCCGCCGGUUUAGAUAGUCAAAAUUUGGCCAUGCAGUAGGGAUAGGUUCAGUGGGGUCCGAAGAGGGAAAAAGUCAAACUAGCUAUUUUGAUUAUUCCAUGGAAUUGGAUACUAAAUAUUUCAUUGUUUUGAGUUUUUUCGUCCAUAAAACGCAAAUGUAUUGAUUCUUCUCUCUUUUUUUACAAUUGAUUAUUUGUUUACCGUUCUUCGA
Molecule: messenger RNA, 1388 nt
Organism: Salvia hispanica
Lineage: Eukaryota; Viridiplantae; Streptophyta; Magnoliopsida; Lamiales; Lamiaceae
Product: E3 ubiquitin-protein ligase ATL6-like
Source: RefSeq, a predicted model, not a curated record